UCGGACUGUGAAAACGUUCUGAAUGGAUUGGAUGAUGCUAGAAAGAGCUGAUCAGAGUUCGAAGGACUUUCCGUGGGUGGAUGGGAGAACUUGGAUUGGCGCCUGAUUAGUAGCGACUAGAGCGGAACCCUGAACCCGAUUAAAGCUAGGAACGGAUCUGUUUUUGAGCCAGACAAAGCUCCAUCAGUCGGUCUUACGCUCGGGUUAUUGGACCAGCCGUUCGGUUUGUUGAAACUCAGGAUGUUCAGACAACUCGAUGAAAAUCCAGGCAAAGCGGAAUUUUCGGGCAGCGAUGGUCGGAUCCGGACAAGUGUUGUUGGAUUCGGACAAGACGGUUGAACUGGUCGGCUAGACAGCGGUUGUCUGAAAUCAGGCAAGGUGGUUAAGACUGUCGGCUAAACUGAGAUGAGCUGAUUCAGUAGAAUCAGUCUGAUUCGGACAAGCCGGUUAGAGUUGAUGACUGGAUCAGUCGGCUCUAGCUCGAUUUCUGCCUAAGUUAAACUGGCGGGAACAGUUAAAGUCCGAAUAGUGGAAAAACUCGCGCUGGAACGGCUUAGAGCGCGGGGUGUCGGUAACGGUUUAAGAGCCACGCGUGGAAUACACGGACUGUCGGUCACGGUUUAAGAGCCGCGCGUGGAAUCUGCGCGUGAAAUACACAGAGUGUCGGUGACGGUUUAAGAGCCGCAGUUUCUCGGGCCUAAACCGCCCAACUGCCUUUUUAAUCGUCUCCUUCGUCUUAUUUCGACAUUCUGUACGAAAACUGGAAGAGAGAACCAGAGAGAAAACACACAGAGAGAAAGGUCCGAUUAAGAGAGAACUUUCGAUAUUUGGCUGGAUCGAACAGAUCCGAGUCAAGAACGAUCGUCUGUGGAGUAAAUCCGACUGUCUGGAAGUUUGAAGAUCCGACGGAAACCGCUCAAGAGGUGUCAGAAGAGACCGAAUCAAACAGAAUAUACCGACUCUAAGACAAAGGUGAGUGCGUGACCGUAGCCUAUCGUACUGAAUCGUAGUCUGACUGAUCGGAAUGUUCUAUGUACUGAUUGCUUGUCUAAUUCGAAUUAUCUGCUAAGAUCUGGCUUAGUCCGAACAGUCGAUUCCUUCCAUCGACGCAUCUGGACCUGAUCAUGCGCCUAGAGCCGUAUUGGCCUGCUAGGGCUUGACUGGAUCAGAUGGCGCUUUGGCUUGGAAUGAUUGGGUCGGCUAAGUAACUGACUGACGAUAAGCAUGUCCGUUUAUUGACUGAUUGACUCGAUUGCUUUACUUGGCUGAGUGAGACGGAAUGACCGCUCUCACUAAGCAUAAUGUUGCUUAUGCCUCCUUAUUUGGAUGCAGAUCAGGACCAGACCCGAAAGGGUAAAGACACAGCCUGAACGCGAGACGAAGGCAGGAAGGAAGGAUGGUGGGUUUGGGUAGAUAUAGGACGAGUUUAACAUGUAAUAGCUUAUAGCGAACUGACUUGUUAACUCGAACCUCAGACUAUCUAUUCAAAUCGUAUUAUGCUUUACUUGACUGUCUGAAAAAGAACUAACACUCUGAAAUAAUACUAAGUAAGAAAAAAUGAAAACGGCCCAAGUCUGAUCGAGGAAGUCGAGCCAGACUCGUACUGAUGUUACGAAAAAAUGGGUCGGGGCGUUUCAAGUGGUAUCAGAGCGGAGUCGAGUUCUAGGACAAUCUAAGUAUAGUGGGUUUUUGGGGCAAACCAUCCUUCCAAGCCUGACGUCUCGCGGUAAAUUAUGUGUUCCGAGUCCUGAUCCCAAGUUAGUUUUGACUAACUUGCCUGUGACCUCGUUACAGAUGGCAAAAAGUAACCGUAACACAAGAAGGACUGUGAAUGAGACCCCUGAGGGGUCUGCGAGCAACGUGGCCAGGAAUGAAGCUGGUACGGAAGAGGCUCGGAAUGCUGCCCAGAAUGCAGCGAACUUGAACAAUGCUGCAGCGGCUGGUGCUGCUGCUGGAGCUGCUGCUGCUCCGGUUGGAUUGGAGGCCGUUUUGGCUAUGUUGGCGCAAGUCUUGGCAAGACUGCCUGCAGCGGUGGCACCUCCAGUGGCUGCACCUGUUGCGGAGGAAGCGGAGAACGUGGUGCCUGAUGGAGAAGAGGUGCACGUUGUUAGGAAUCCGUCUUACCUCAAGGUUAUGGACCACAUGCAGAAACUGGGAACAAAGUUCUUUUUGGGUGGUUCCAAACCGAAGGAAGCAGAUCAAUGGAUCGACAGGAUAGGGCGGAACUUUAAGUCGAUCCGUUGUCCUCUUGCUUACAAGAAGGACAUUGCGGUCCACUACUUGGACGGUGAUGCGCACACCUGGUGGCGAGGUGUAGCGGCUCGGAUUGGUGCUGAGCAUUGCACCUGGGCGAACUUUAAGACCGAAUUCCGUGGGAAGUAUUUUCCGCCGGAAGCAUUUGACCAGCUCGAGGGAGCUUUUCUCAGACUGGAACAGGGAUCCAUGACUGUAAGAGAGUAUGAAGCGGAAUUCAACAGCCUCAAGAAGUAUGCUGGGCGUGAGGCUGAGUCGGAAAUCUCCUUGGUCCGCAAAUUCAUGCGCGGACUCAGGGUUGAUCUCCGAACUCGUUGUAAGAUCCGCAACUAUGAUACUGUGGCCGAAUUGGUGGAAAAGGCCGCAGAACAGGAAGCUGGAAUCAGUGAGGAAGCCAAGGUGUUUGGCACUGUGGCGCAUGUCCAUCCUGGUAAGCAUGCGGGGAAGAAUCAAAAGCCGGUGAAGGCUGGCUCUUCCAGCAAGCCGAAUGCAACGGGUCGCAGUGCAUGUUCGACUUGCGGGAAGAUGCACUCUGGUGUCUGCCGUGCUGCUUCGGGAGCUUGUCACCGUUGUGGAAGUAUGGAUCACAAGGUGCGUGACUGUCCUGAGGAAGACCUAAGGCCGAAGAGCCAGAACAAGGGUGCUGGGGAACGUGUGUGUUACAACUGCGGUGAAGCGGGGCACUACAAGAAUCAGUGUCCGAAGGACGCACAAUUUGCUGGGAAGCGUCCGAGCGAUGGACCUUUGCCUGCUGCAAAGAGGCAGGCCAUCAUGCCGCGGGUGUACACAAUCAGUGAUGAGUCAAUGAACCCAAGCACGUCUCAUCCGAUCACUGGUGAGUCAUCCUAUCUCUCACCUUUUGUUCAGGGUGAAUAUGUAGGGACCUUAGUCAUGGGUAGAGUGGCAACCCAUGUUCUGUUUGAUUCUGGUGCAUCUCACUGCUUUGUGCAACCCGAGAUGAUUGGAAUUGGGGAAUUCCUGAAAGAACCAGAAGAAGAAGUAAGAGUGGUUCGGGCAGCUGGUGGGCAGAUCAUGUACACUUCAGGGAAAAUCCGAAACGUCUCUGUGAUGAUCGGAGGAGUGAACAUGCCAGCCGACUUGGUCGUUUGCCCAGUGAAAUCAUACGAUGUGAUCCUUGGAAUGGAUUGGCUGAGUAAAUACAAGGCACAUCUUGAUUGUCAUCGAGGCCGAGUUCAGUUUGAGAUAGGCAAUGGAAAGCUUGUCUAUCAAGGGGUCAGACCGACCAACGGGAGUCUGAUCAUUUCAGCACUUCAAGCAGAAAGAAUGCUGAAAAAAGGAUGUGAGGCCUAUCUGGCUUCAAUCACAACUGUGGAAGUCGGACCUGAUCCUGAGUUGGAAGGGAUUCCGAUUGUAAAGGAGUAUGAUGACGUGUUCGAAUCCUUGAUAGGAUUACCACCGGACCGUGCUGAUCCUUUCACGAUUGAGCUUGAGCCGGGCACAAAGCCAAUCACGAAAGCUCCGUACCGGAUGGCUCCGGCUGAAAUGGCAGAACUUAAGAAACAGUUAGAUGAACUGAUGGAAAAAGGGUUUGUGCGCCCAAGCAGUUCACCUUGGGGCGCACCGGUUCUGUUCGUGAAGAAGAAAGAUGGUAGCUUCAGGCUAUGCAUCGACUACAGGGGGAUUAACAGAGUUACAGUGAAGAACAAGUACCCUCUUCCAAGGAUAGACGAGUUAUUGGACCAACUCCGAGGUGCUUCUUGUUUCUCCAAGAUUGAUUUAGCUUCGGGAUACCAUCAGAUUCCGAUUGCUGAAGAGGAUGUCCGUAAGACAGCCUUCAGAUCGAGAUAUGGCCACUACGAGUUUGUGGUCAUGCCCUUCGGAUUAACCAACGCCCCUGCGGCCUUUAUGAAGAUGAUGAAUAACGUUUUCAGAGAUUACCUGGAUGAAUUCGUUAUAGUCUUCAUAGACGACAUCCUGAUUUACUCAAAGAAUCAGGAAGAGCACAAAGACCAUCUGAGAAAAGUUUUAGAUAGGCUGCGGGAACAUAAGUUGUUCGCCAAGCUCAGCAAAUGCAGCUUUUGGCAAAGAGAAAUUGGUUUCUUGGGUCAUGUAGUCUCGGACAAGGGAGUGUCUGUGGACCAAGGGAAGAUCAAGGCCAUUGCGGACUGGCCCAGACCAAGGAACGCAACAGAGAUCAGGAGCUUUCUCGGACUGGCUGGAUACUACCGACGGUUUGUUAAGGGAUUUGCCAGCAUGGCUCAACCGUUGACAAAGUUGACCGGGAAAGAUGUUCAGUUUGUGUGGACAGAAGGCUGUGAUGCGAGUUUCAGCAAACUCAAGGAGAUGUUGACGACUACUCCAGUAUUGGCUCUUCCUAUGGACAAUGAGCCAUACGUAGUGUACACAGAUGCAUCCAAAGUUGGACUUGGGUGCGUACUGAUGCAGCAAGGCAAAGUGAUUGCGUAUGCGUCUAGACAGCUAAGGAAACACGAAGGGAAUUAUCCAACACACGACUUAGAAAUGGCUGCUGUCGUGUUCGCGCUGAAGAUAUGGCGGUCAUAUCUCUAUGGUGCUAAGGUCCAAGUCUUCACGGACCAUAAGAGUUUGAAGUAUAUCUUUACUCAACCAGAGCUGAACCUUAGACAGAGGCGUUGGAUGGAACUGGUUGCGGAUUACGACUUGGAUAUUGCCUACCAUCCGGGAAAGGCGAAUCUGGUCGCAGAUGCCUUGAGCCGGAAGAGAGUAGCUUCGGCUUCAGAGAAAGACAUGGAGGAACUGGUUCACAUGGUUGGAACCUUACGAUUAGCUGCCUUGACUGACGAAUUGGAACCGUUGGGUCUUGGUGCAGCGGAUCAGGCAGACUUGUUGUCCCGAGUUCGCCUUGCACAGGAAAAGGAUGAAGAUCUGAUGAAAGCUUCCAAGAACGAGAAGACAGAGUAUCAGACUUCAAACAAUGGGACGAUUCUGGUUAAUGGCCGAGUGUGUGUUCCUAACGACAUAGGAUUGCGGGAUGAGAUCCUAAAGGAGGCACAUCAGUCAAAGUUUUCGAUACAUCCAGGAGCCAAUAAGAUGUAUCGAGACUUGAAGAGGUACUAUCAUUGGGUUGGAAUGAAGCGUGAUGUUGCAAAAUGGGUAGCUGGGUGCCCAAUCUGCCAAAUGGUUAAGGCAGAAAAUCAAGUUCCGAGUGGACUACUUCAGAGUUUACCCAUCCCAGAAUGGCCUUGGGAUAAGAUCACGAUGGACUUCGUGACUGGCUUGCCAAUGAGGAACGGCAAGGACUCUAUCUGGGUGAUAGUGGACAGAUUGACCAAGUCCGCACACUUCUUGGCUAUCAACAAAACAGACAAUGCAGCGGUGCUAGCUAAGUUAUACGUGGAACAGAUCGUCAGACUUCAUGGAGUUCCGGUAAGCAUAGUGUCAGAUCGAGACUCCAAAUUUUAUUCGGCUUUCUGGAGAGCUAUGCAGAAGUCGAUGGGGACCAAGGUCCAUAUGAGUACAGCGUAUCAUCCACAAACGGAUGGACAAUCAGAGAGAACAAUCCGAACACUUGAAGACUUACUGCGAUCUUGUGUUUUGGAUUGGGGAGACAAAUGGGAUCAGUACUUGCAUCUGGCAGAGUUUUCAUACAACAACAGCUAUCAUGCAAGCAUUGGAAUGUCACCUUACGAGGCAUUGUACGGACGUCCGUGUAGGACACCACUAUGCUGGACCCAAGUGGGGGAGCGCAGCAUAUUUGGCCGAGAUUUUGUAGAAGAGACAACUGAAAGAAUCCGAGUCUUGAAACUGAAGAUGAAAGAGUCUCAGGACAGACAGAAGAGUUAUGCAGACAGACGCAGAAAAGACCUUGAGUUCGAAGUAGGGGACAUGGUAUAUCUCAAAACCGUCACCUACAAAGGCAAGGAUCGAUCCUCAAAGAAUGCCAAGCUGAGUCCAAGAUACAUGGGGCCGUACAAAAUCCUGGAAAGGAUAGGAAAGGUCGCCUACAAAUUGGAACUGCCCUCAUCGAUGGCGCAGUUCCAUAACGUGUUCCAUGUAUCCUUGCUGCGAAAAUGCAUAAGGAAUCAAGACAAUGUGGUUCCUGAACCACCAUCUGACUUGAGAGAGAACCUUACUGUGGAGGGACGACCAGUCCGGAUCAUUGGUAGAAAAACAAAACUUGAAGGGAGAAAGAAUAUCAGAAUGAUCCAAGUCGUUUGGGACUGCGAUGGAGAGGAAGAAACGACUUGGGAGCCAGAGGCGAGAAUGAAAGCUGAAUUUCCAAAGUGGUUUGACAAACUCACGGAAGAUUCAGGAAGAAAGACUCGAGGACGAGUCUGAGCCAAGUGGGGGAGAACUUGUAGCGACCGUGUUCCAAAGAUCGAUGUUAGGAUGAUCUGAGGAUUGACUGGUCGGACUGUGAAAACGUUCUGAAUGGAUUGGAUGAUGCUAGAAAGAGCUGAUCAGAGUUCGAAGGACUUUCCGUGGGUGGAUGGGAGAACUUGGAUUGGCGCCUGAUUAGUAGCGACUAGAGCGGAACCCUGAACCCGAUUAAAGCUAGGAACGGAUCUGUUUUUGAGCCAGACAAAGCUCCAUCAGUCGGUCUUACGCUCGGGUUAUUGGACCAGCCGUUCGGUUUGUUGAAACUCAGGAUGUUCAGACAACUCGAUGAAAAUCCAGGCAAAGCGGAAUUUUCGGGCAGCGAUGGUCGGAUCCGGACAAGUGUUGUUGGAUUCGGACAAGACGGUUGAACUGGUCGGCUAGACAGCGGUUGUCUGAAAUCAGGCAAGGUGGUUAAGACUGUCGGCUAAACUGAGAUGAGCUGAUUCAGUAGAAUCAGUCUGAUUCGGACAAGCCGGUUAGAGUUGAUGACUGGAUCAGUCGGCUCUAGCUCGAUUUCUGCCUAAGUUAAACUGGCGGGAACAGUUAAAGUCCGAAUAGUGGAAAAACUCGCGCUGGAACGGCUUAGAGCGCGGGGUGUCGGUAACGGUUUAAGAGCCACGCGUGGAAUACACGGACUGUCGGUCACGGUUUAAGAGCCGCGCGUGGAAUCUGCGCGUGAAAUACACAGAGUGUCGGUGACGGUUUAAGAGCCGCAGUUUCUCGGGCCUAAACCGCCCAACUGCCUUUUUAAUCGUCUCCUUCGUCUUAUUUCGACAUUCUGUACGAAAACUGGAAGAGAGAACCAGAGAGAAAACACACAGAGAGAAAGGUCCGAUUAAGAGAGAACUUUCGAUAUUUGGCUGGAUCGAACAGAUCCGAGUCAAGAACGAUCGUCUGUGGAGUAAAUCCGACUGUCUGGAAGUUUGAAGAUCCGACGGAAACCGCUCAAGAGGUGUCAGAAGAGACCGAAUCAAACAGAAUAUACCGACUCUAAGACAAAGGUGAGUGCGUGACCGUAGCCUAUCGUACUGAAUCGUAGUCUGACUGAUCGGAAUGUUCUAUGUACUGAUUGCUUGUCUAAUUCGAAUUAUCUGCUAAGAUCUGGCUUAGUCCGAACAGUCGAUUCCUUCCAUCGACGCAUCUGGACCUGAUCAUGCGCCUAGAGCCGUAUUGGCCUGCUAGGGCUUGACUGGAUCAGAUGGCGCUUUGGCUUGGAAUGAUUGGGUCGGCUAAGUAACUGACUGACGAUAAGCAUGUCCGUUUAUUGACUGAUUGACUCGAUUGCUUUACUUGGCUGAGUGAGACGGAAUGACCGCUCUCACUAAGCAUAAUGUUGCUUAUGCCUCCUUAUUUGGAUGCAGAUCAGGACCAGACCCGAAAGGGUAAAGACACAGCCUGAACGCGAGACGAAGGCAGGAAGGAAGGAUGGUGGGUUUGGGUAGAUAUAGGACGAGUUUAACAUGUAAUAGCUUAUAGCGAACUGACUUGUUAACUCGAACCUCAGACUAUCUAUUCAAAUCGUAUUAUGCUUUA
This is a messenger RNA of Brassica napus (rape), 8106 nucleotides long. Its product is annotated as transposon Tf2-1 polyprotein. Gene Ontology annotation, molecular function: zinc ion binding; nucleic acid binding. The transcript has 2 exons. The record is from RefSeq and is a predicted model, not a curated record. Gene Ontology annotation, biological process: DNA integration. Lineage: Eukaryota; Viridiplantae; Streptophyta; Magnoliopsida; Brassicales; Brassicaceae. Bases 1795 to 6531 code for a protein of 1578 amino acids.